Messenger RNA from Suncus etruscus (white-toothed pygmy shrew), 1785 nucleotides. RefSeq names its product zinc finger protein 239-like. The transcript is spliced from 2 exons. Gene Ontology annotation, molecular function: DNA-binding transcription factor activity, RNA polymerase II-specific; RNA polymerase II cis-regulatory region sequence-specific DNA binding. Gene Ontology annotation, biological process: regulation of transcription by RNA polymerase II. The record is from RefSeq and is a predicted model, not a curated record. Bases 83 to 1693 code for a protein of 536 amino acids. NCBI's taxonomy places the organism in Eukaryota, Metazoa, Chordata, Mammalia, Eulipotyphla, Soricidae.
AUUCUUACAUUACAUAUUUGGUUUGGUUUUAGUGUGCAGACCUACUCUUCAGAAUUCCACUUUUCUACUAUUUAAUUUUGGAAUGGAAUCUCCAAACAGGAGUGAGUUGGAAAGCUGCAACACCCGCUGGGUCGUGCGUGAUUCUGUGCUAUGGGCCACAGCCUCGAGGGAACAGCCCUGCCUGAAUCUUGAUGGGAAUGAGGACCCUGGGGUCACCUGUUCAAUUGGGGGCCAGAAUGAGGAAAGCGUCCUCGCAGCGGAGACCCAGUCUAUUUGUGACCACACUCCUGAGUCUGCUCCGUCCAGUCCCUGGAUACAGUACCCCACAGUUGGGUCACUUUCUGCCAAGCAACCAACAGUGUUUGCUCUGAGCCCCUCACUCGGAGAGGCUCACAAGCACAUUCUCCAUGGAGUGGUGACUCCCACAUGCAGUCAAUGUGAGGGGGACCUCCCCUGUGCUUGGCACUGUGAUGUGCCCUCAGAUACCCCUAUUACGCAGGAUUCCUCUGACAGUCAGCAAAGUGGACACACUCUGAGUCAAUGGCCACACCCAAAAGAUCCUAAGGAAGUUGGCAAAGGAGACAAAUGUAAUAUAUGUCCUGAAUAUGGCAAGGCCUUCACUUAUUCUUCUUCCCUUAUUGUACACAAGAAAAUUCAUACAGGAGAAGAGGCUUAUACAUAUCAGGAGUGUGUGAAGUCCUUCACACAAUCUUCCAACCUUAUUAGGCACGUAAAUACUCAGAUAGGAAAGAAGCGUUAUCCAUGUGAGGAGUGUGGAAAGGCCUUUACUCAUCCCUCAAAGCUUUUUAGGCACAUGAAUAUCCAUUCAGGAGAGAGACCUUAUAGAUGUCAGGAGUGUGGGAAGGGCCUUCCAACUCAACCCUCAAAGCUUUUUAGUCACAUGAAUACUCAUUUGGUAAAGAAGCCUUAUGCAUGUCAGGAAUGUGGAAAGGCCUUCACUCAACCCUCAAAGCUUAUUAGGCACUUGACUAUUCAUACAGGAGAGAAGCCUUAUACAUGUCAGGAAUGUGGAAAGGCUUUUUCUCAAUCCUCAAUUCUUAUUAGACACAUGAAUAUUCAUACAGGAGAGGAACCUUAUACAUGUCAGGAUUGUGGAAAGGUCUUCAAUCUAUCCUCAAAGUUUAUUAGGCACAUGAAUAUACAUACAGGAGAGAAGCCGUAUACAUGUGAGGAGUGUGGAAAGGCCUUCAGUAAACCCUCAAAGCUUAUUAGGCACUUGACUAUUCAUACAGGAGAGAAGCCUUAUUCAUGUCAGGAGUGUGGAAAGGCCUUUUCUCAAUCCUCAACUCUUAUUAGGCACAUGAAAAUUCAUACAGGAGAGAAACCUUAUACAUGUCAGGAGUGUGGAAAGGCCUUUUCUCAAUCCUCACUGCUUAUUAGGCACAUGAAUAUUCAUACAGGAGAGAAGCCUUAUAUAUGUCAGGUAUGUAGCAAAGCCUUCACUCAUUCAGCAUCUCUUUAUGUGCACAUGAAAAUUCAUACAGGAGAGAAACCUUAUUCAUGUCAGGAGUGUGGAAAGGCAUUCACACGAACCGCAAACCUUACUAGGCACAUGACUGUUCAUACAAAAGAAAAGCCUUGUACAUGUCAGGAGUGUGGAAAGGUCUUUUCUCGAUACUCCAUGCUCAUUAGUCAUAUGAAUAUUCAUACAGGAGAGAUGCCUACUUAUUAGGAUUGUAGGAAGGCCUUCACUCAUUCAUUAUCACUUUCUGAGCACAUGAAAAUUCAUACAGAAGUAUUAAGUAAAUUGAUGCUUUUAAAGUA